Cutaneotrichosporon oleaginosum is the source of this 1091-nucleotide messenger RNA. The record is from RefSeq and is a predicted model, not a curated record. Lineage: Eukaryota; Fungi; Basidiomycota; Tremellomycetes; Trichosporonales; Trichosporonaceae.
CGCCUGUCCAUUUCUGACUGCAGACGACGUCCAACUCCUAUCAUGUCCGAAGUCCACCAGCACGACUACGCAGAGCUUCUAGAUUUCGCAUAUGACCUCGCCGAACGGGCUGCCAAGCUCAUCUUGGAUGGUGCCACGGCGCGGUGGAAACAGGCCGAAGAUGAGUACGAGGUCAAGAAGAACCCCGUCGACCUUGUGACAGAAACCGACCAGGCCGUCGAGGAGUUCAUCAAGGGUGCAAUCGCCGAGCGCUACCCCGAGCACAAGUUCAUAGGGGAGGAGUCAAGCGAGGGCAAAGCUAAGCCCGUCCUUACAGACGCAUAUACAUGGAUUGUGGACCCGAUCGACGGGACGAUGAACUUCAUCCAUGCCAACCCCAACGUCGGAUGCUCAAUUGGAGUGACGCACAACUCGCGCCCUGUGGUGGGCGUGAUUGCACUGCCCUUCCUCGGGCGCAUAUAUUCAGCCCACGAAGGAGGCGGCGCAUUCAUGAACCGCACGAUCCCCCUUCCGCUGACAGGCGGGAUCCCGCAGCCGCUUACCCAGCUGAGCCAUUGCAUGAUCGGAGCAGAGUGUGCGUCCAGCCAUGGCUGGAGAGACCUGAUGAAAGGGGGCUCGGACCGCAGGCCGGAAACGAUUGAUGUCAAGCUGCCCAACUUCCGGCGGCUGAACGGGGAUCCAAACAAAGGGAUCUCGGACGGGGUCAUGGUGCACGCCUUAAGGACUACUGGCGCCACGACCAUUAAUCUCGCGCACGUGGCUGCUGGCGAGCUUGACAUGAGCUGGGAUGCUGGGUGCUGGGCUUGGGACGUAACGGCCGCCGCCAUUAUUCUCAAGGAGGCCGGCGCUUUCCUUCAAGGUGGCAAGGAAGAAUUUGCACGCGAUGCGCCUAUCGGUGAGGUGCUCAUGUGCCGACGAUAUGUCGCUGUGCGUGCUGUUGCGCCUAGCAGAACGGAGAGCGCGGAAGAGAUUCAGCGCCGCCUCUCGCGCGAACUGUACGCCGUCGUAGACGAGUGGACGACGCCCAGCAUGCUGUAGUAGAAUACAUGGUCUCUCAAUCCAGUCUACAGGAAGUCGGCCGCCGCCUUGCG